AUGUUUGAUCUUAAUGUUCCAUGGCCUGUGAGCAACUAUAAUGUUAAGCCCACGCCUCAACAACUCACUCAGUUGAUCAAUACCAUUGCUACGCUCUAUACUCUAGGUUAUCGCUAUGUUGCAAUAAAUUUCACUCUAGAUGAGAAAAUCAAAUUACCCAAUGGCCCUAUUAACCCUAUAGAUAUACAAUUAUUAAGGGCAAGAUUGAGCAAAUAUGAAGGUCUCAAACUCUUCACAAGAUUAACCCUUAUAAUCCAUGAUCCUUCACAAUGUCAAGGACUUGCAAAGCUCCAGAGUUGCUUUGAUAUCUUAGCAGUGAAUCCUAUAACUGAAAAGGCCCUUCAAUUGGCUACUAGCAAUCUUGACAUAGAUUUGGUAUCUUUGAACUUUGGUAGUAGAUUGCCUUAUUUUCUUAAACAUAAGACUGUUGGAAGUGCCAUAGAAAAGGGCAUACUUUUCGAGAUUUGUUAUUCUUAUGUCAUCUCUGGUCCUGCUGGUUAUACAUUAUCUCAAUCUAAUGAUAGUCUCAAUUUAGCAUCCUCGGCUUUACUAAUACGUAAGAAUUUCUUCAAUAACGUAUUACAAUUGAUAAGAGCUUCAAGAUCAAGAGGGUUGGUUAUAAGUAGCGGAGCUACUCAACCUCUACAAGCCAGAAAUUCAGUUGACGUUAUAACAUUAAUGAAGACAUUAGGAAUGGAUCACGGAAGAGCAAAGCAUUUCAUGACCAAGAACCCAGAGAAUGCUCUUAGAAACGGUCGUCUCAGAAUAAAGAGCAAUAAGCAAACUGUGAUCAUAGAUAAUAGAGGAGAUGUUCUAAUUGAUAAUCAAUUUGAAGACCCUUUAAAGAAAGGUGAUACAAACGCUUAUAAGAAGAAGUUAGAUGAUACUUCAAGUGGAAGAUUACUAAAGAAACACAAGCCUAAUUAG
This is a messenger RNA of Lizanozyma spartinae, 927 nucleotides long. It is a transcript of the gene RPP1, whose product is annotated as RNA-binding RNA processing protein. Gene Ontology annotation, cellular component: nucleolar ribonuclease P complex. Lineage: Eukaryota; Fungi; Ascomycota; Pichiomycetes; Serinales; Debaryomycetaceae. The coding region runs from base 1 to 927 and encodes 308 amino acids. The record is from RefSeq and is a predicted model, not a curated record. Gene Ontology annotation, biological process: tRNA processing. The transcript has a single exon. Gene Ontology annotation, molecular function: RNA binding.